AUGGACUGUGGAAGCGCUGCAACGGCUGCGGGGAUCGACCCCAAAAUUCUCGAUAAUUGGCAAACCGACGGUGCCUUUUCGGUCGCCUCCUGGGAACACCUCGGAUACGAUCAACCCCCGGAGUGGGAUACCAGCCAGGAAUCCAGCCAGUGUGCCGAUGUCGCCGACCUAGGCGCCUUCCAUGACCCGCUAACGGGCGCGCUGCUCGAUCGCUCUCGCGAUAUCCAGCAUCUGGACAAUAGGAACCACGAUGUGACGGACAACUUCAACUACACCGAUGGCGUCGUCGAGGGCACUGGUAGCGGCACUAUCAGCCCUCGCACGCUGCCCUCGUCGGCAGACGACAACUUCCACGCUGAGGAAACGUGGCCGCAUUUCCAACUGUUCAACUCGGUCGCAGCGGGCGUGAACCUCGAGCACCCAAUGCUCUACCCGUAUGGAAAAGCCCCGAACAACUCGACUGGUGCCGUGAUCGUGGAGGAUGUGGGAGAGAUGCCCCAGGGACCAGGAUUCUCGGAUGCUUCGGCAGAGGCUAUCAUGUUUCAGCAGAUCCCGCCAUCGUUCCCCAUGAUGGCAGAGCAGUGGCCUGAGAUCCCCCACGGCAUUUCCUUGGAGGAUAUCCCCGGACAAACACCCGUUCCGCUGGCGAUCAACCAGAAUACCUCAAAGAGUGUCAGUCUGCGCGACUUCCAACCAUCCAUUCGAUCACUUGAAUCCCGAUGGCUGAACAGCCUGGAGUCGCAACUCCCCGUGUCGCAGAUGACCCCGCCUAUGCACACGUCACAGAAAAACGGCCAGACCGCGCAGGAUGCGUUCCAGUACAAGUCAGAGAGCUCUUCAGUCUCGGGCGAUGUCUCUGGAAUCUACGAGUGUUCGUACUCUGCCACGAGCGACGAUGCCCCGGUUUUUGCGGAUCACCAGUUGGAUGAUGAUGCUCAGUGGAAGAUACCAACUCCCGACGCAAGUUCCCCGGAGAGCGCGCAGUCGAUGGCCAAGGCUACUGCGUUCAUGGUCAGCGAGACUCCCGCCGAGUCCCUCAUUAGCACUAUUCCCUCUCGAUCUCGGGCUUCUUCGACAGCCGGUCAGCGCUCAUCGGGUCGCCCCAUGGCUCUUGCCAUGCAAUCGGUGGCUACCGUGCGGAAGCGCAAAAACCGCUCCGCAGGGUCGUCCAUGGACCAGGCUCUGCCAAAGCCUUUGCAGAUCGUUCAAGAGGAUGGACAAGGCGGGUCUAUCGCAUCUGCAGAUUUCGUCUCUCCCCCACGAGGCGCUCGCCGUAAGGGCCCGUUGAGUAUGGUUGGGCGAGCUAAUGCUGGCCUGCGCCGUAAGAACAAGGAUACUUGUGUCCAGUGCCGGCUGAACAAGCGCAAGUGUGAUGGAAGCUCACCAUGCGAUGCCUGCCGACCCACCCUGAACGAGCAACCAUGUGCCCGUGCCUGCUUCUCCAGCAUCGUAGAGUUCGGAACAUGCAACUACAUCUCUCAACGAGCUGUCAAUCAUCCUACCGUGGAUGGCGCUAGCAGAGUUCGGAUGGAAAUCCCAUCCGAGUUCGACUUGAGUCAACUUUUGUCGUUCCUUAACGAGCGUCAAGGCCGGUUCAACAUCCGCGCCAGUCAAGGCUGGGGCUCUCUGUAUAUUCUCGACCUCGGCGAGACCUACAAGUUCCUGAAGAGCCUGAGCGAGUACAAUGGCAACUCGAAGUCGACAUUCCUCGAGUUCAUUGAUCGUCGCAUCGUCGAGUCCAAGGACAAGUCUAAGAACUGGUUGUCUUGCGUCAAGGACUGUGAUCCAAUGGCCCAAGCCUACACUCUGCUCUCGCGGUGGAACAACAUGCCUUCCCGCGCCAAGUACACAUUCGUCCCUCUUGAUGGUAACGGUGAAGAACGCCCCAUGGACAUCAGCAACCCAGAAGAGCGACGCGACAUCCUGCUGGCCGCACAACUCUCCCGCAUCGUCUGCCGCAUGCUCGAAGUUGAGGGUUUCCGUAAACUCGAGCGCGACUUCUACAACAUCAAGUGGAAGCAAAUCUCGCACGAGACGCACAUUCGCUUCCUGGGCGAAUUGGGCCAGAUCCUUCUCACCCUCCGGUGGCGUGUGUCGUGGUGGAAGCGCCUUGGUGACGGCGGCCAGGCCCCUGACCCAUCGCAGCAGCAUUACAUCGACCGCGUCGACCUGCUGUGCCGCAUCCUGUACGUCUACUACACCUGCGUGCUGGCCAAGCUGCCGUCCUGGUCGACGGCCGAUGUGCCCAAGGGCAUCUGGUCAUCGUACGCGGACUCGGAGAACCCCGUUUGGGAUGAUUUCCCGUCUGAUGCCUCCGAUGCGGGAUUCCAGGCUUGGCUGGAGCGUGGCCAAGAUCUGAUCGAGCAGGCCGGCGUUCCAUCCAAAAUCUCCAAGUUCUGA
Messenger RNA from Penicillium subrubescens, 2400 nucleotides. Its product is annotated as Zn(II)2Cys6 transcription factor domain-containing protein. The record is from RefSeq and is a predicted model, not a curated record. NCBI's taxonomy places the organism in Eukaryota, Fungi, Ascomycota, Eurotiomycetes, Eurotiales, Aspergillaceae. Bases 1 to 2400 code for a protein of 799 amino acids. The transcript is spliced from 5 exons. Gene Ontology annotation, biological process: regulation of DNA-templated transcription. Gene Ontology annotation, molecular function: zinc ion binding; DNA-binding transcription factor activity, RNA polymerase II-specific.